UCAAAGGGUUAAUUUUUCAUGAAGUUUCUAAAUUAUUUUAUAAGAAAGUUUUCAGAGAAAGUACCAAGGAAAUGGCCUAUUCCAGGUGUGAAUCACGUGAUCCUCGUUGCUUCUGGUAAAGGUGGAGUUGGAAAAUCUACAACAGCUGUUAAUUUAGCAGUGACAUUAGCAAAUGUGAAGGGGCUGAGGGUCGGUCUGUUAGAUGCUGAUGUGUAUGGUCCCUCAUUGCCACGUCUAAUGAACCUCUCGGGACAACCUGAACUGGAUAAACAAGACAAGAUGAUACCACUGACCAAUUAUAAUGUGAAAUGUAUGUCAAUGGGUUUCUUAGUAGAGGAAUCAGAGCCGAUAGUGUGGAGAGGAUUAAUGGUAAUGUCAGCAAUACGGAGGUUAUUAAGAGGUGUGGCCUGGGGUCUAUUGGAUAUAUUAGUAAUUGAUAUGCCACCUGGUACUGGAGACACUCAACUAUCAAUAUCAGAGAAUAUACCUGUAUCUGGUGUGGUUUUAGUGUCAACUCCACAGGACCUCUCAUUAUCUGAUGCUAGGAAAGGAGCUGAAAUGUUUAAGAAAGUUAACAUACCGGUUUAUGGUAUUAUAGAGAACAUGAGUGGUUAUGUGUGUCCUAAUUGUGGACAUCAUUCAAACGUGUUUGGUAAAGUAGGAGGAGCUGACAAACUGUCUAAAGAUGUGGGUGUGGACAUAAUAGGUGUGAUUCCAUUAGAUGGUGAUAUUUGUGAAUUAUCAGAUAAAGGUCAACCAAUAGUUAUAUCAAGGCCUGAUAGUCCACAGGCUAAUUCAUAUAAGAAUAUAGCUGAGAGGGUUCUGGAAUUAUUGCCACCUUUAGCAGACCCCCAUCAGUAGUAUGAAUAGUAGUUCUGCUUAGCCAGCCCCUCCCUCACAAGCAGUUUAGCAACUGUGUGUGAUUAGUAUUCUUUACACUGAAUAAAUGGGAUAGCUGAUAGUGUAUACUAAGUCGAAUGCAACUUUUUGUCACUAAAAUUUUUGUUCAUUUUGUGGUUUGUACUACUAUAGUCGAAUUAAAAUGAAGCAAUCUGGUUUGCACUUUGGUAUGUGGGCAGGACUCCUAAUGUAUGGGCGGGUAUCAAUGAAUCUAAUUAACUGAUCACAAGAUGUCGUUAGAGCGCAAGUGUUGGGAUGCGUUUGAGAAU
Amphimedon queenslandica is the source of this 1169-nucleotide messenger RNA. RefSeq names its product iron-sulfur protein NUBPL-like. Gene Ontology annotation, biological process: mitochondrial respiratory chain complex I assembly; iron-sulfur cluster assembly. The transcript is spliced from 10 exons. The coding region runs from base 19 to 861 and encodes 280 amino acids. The record is from RefSeq and is a predicted model, not a curated record. Gene Ontology annotation, cellular component: mitochondrion. NCBI's taxonomy places the organism in Eukaryota, Metazoa, Porifera, Demospongiae, Haplosclerida, Niphatidae. Gene Ontology annotation, molecular function: 4 iron, 4 sulfur cluster binding; ATP-dependent FeS chaperone activity; ATP binding.